CAGGGUUUCGUUUUCCCUUGUGGAAGGUCGAUGUUCCCGGUGUAAACGCGGAGCUUCCCUAAAGUGAGAUCCUUGGGACUCCACUCAGUCCCAGCCAGCCCGGAACCACCGGUCGGAGCAUAGCGUUUCCUGAGUGCGCUCAUUGACGAUCACUUCCGCCUACGGCCCUGGAAUACCCGAGGCCCUUAGGCGGCGAACAAGAGGAAAGUUACUUCCGGGAUCUGCUGCCGAGGUGCCGGCCCGGUGGGCCUAAGGAAGCGACGUUAUUGGCGUCGUCUUUUACCCCCUUUCUGUGGGUCGAGAUGUCGGGGCUCAGCUACCCAGAGAUGGAAGGCUGUCGUAAACUUCUCGGCCUGUUGGACAACGACGAGAUCAUGGCUCUGUGCGACACCAUCACCAACCGCCUGGUGCAGCCUGAGGACCGCCAAGAUGCCAUUCGUGCAAUAUUAGUGUACAGUCAAAGUGUAGAAGAACUUUUGAGGCGUAGAAAAGUCCACCGAGAAAUCAUAUUUAAGUACUUGGCAGCACAGGGGAUUAUUAUACCUCCAGCUACUGAAAAACACAAUCUUAUUCAGCAUGCGAAGGAUUACUGGAAAAAGCAGUCACAGCUGAAAUUGAAGGAAACGCCAGAGCCAGUUAAGACAGAAGACAUUAGACUCUUUGAACAGGAGAAAGAAGAUAAAAAAGCUGAAAAGGUUGAUUUUCAUCGAUUAGGUGAAGAAUUCUGUCACUGGUUCUUUGAACUUCUUAAUUCUCAGAAUCCUCUUCUGGGACCACCACAAGAUGAAUGGGGGCCACAGCACUUCUGGCAUGAUGUCAAGCUUAGGUUUUAUUACAACACAUCAGAACAAAAUGUGAUAGACUACCAUGGAGCAGAAAUUGUGAGCCUUCGUCUGCUGUCACUAGUGAAAGAAGAGUAUCUUUUUCUCAGUCCCAACCUAGAUUCCCAUGGACUGAAAUGUGCUUCUUCUCCCCAUGGUCUCGUUAUGGUUGGAGUUGCUGGGACUGUCCACCGAGGGAACACUUGCUUGGGCAUUUUUGAACAAAUUUUUGGACUCAUCCGCUGCCCUUUCGUGGAGAAUACUUGGAAAAUCAAAUUUAUCAACCUGAGAAUUAUUGGAGGGAGUUCACUUGCUCCUGGGACAUUAAUGAAACCAGCUAUUACACUUGAACCAAGUGAUCUAGAAGCCUUUUAUAAUGUAAACACUUUGUGUGGUCCAGGGAAGUACGACUCAAUGUAAGGCAGGCAUUGGAUAGUGGGACUGGAGACCAAGCUUUAUCUAGUGGAAAUGAGGCACUGUUGAACAAAAGAGAACUAAUUUUACCUAGCCCUUGAAGCACUGAGUACUAUAUGUCAGUCUGGAAAAUCUUCUAUACAGAAAAUCUUCCAAAUACUACAUCAGUAAUGUCUAAGUGAUUUCAGAUUUGGGGAUUGACAUAUUUUAGUUGAAAUCUCUUUCUUGACUACAGGCUAACGUGUUAUGUGAACACUUGCCUCUUUCUACUUCAUUUGCAGCAAAUGUUCUGAGAGCUUCAUGCAAUUUGUCAAAUAAAUCCCACUUUAAAUGUUGUAAUUAAC
Hippopotamus amphibius kiboko is the source of this 1579-nucleotide messenger RNA. RefSeq names its product chromosome 10 C3orf38 homolog (gene C10H3orf38). Lineage: Eukaryota; Metazoa; Chordata; Mammalia; Artiodactyla; Hippopotamidae. The transcript has 3 exons. The record is from RefSeq and is a predicted model, not a curated record. Bases 303 to 1241 code for a protein of 312 amino acids.